AUGACGACUUUUACAACUCAUUUCCCAUUUGAACUGUUUGAUCGAAUAUGUUAUUAUCUUACCAAUAAGCAAAAGGCUAUCUGUCAGUCAGUCUGUCAAUCAUGGAGGCCACUCUUUGCUGCCUCACAAUAUCGUCAUGUGCACAUUCAGGGACAAAAACAAUUCAAGCUAUUCUACUUGUCCCUUAUUAGAAAUGGAUUUUAUAUAAACACACUUAUUAUUCAAGAUGUUUACUUAUCAUCAGACCAACUAGAAUCUUUGCCCUUCCUUUGUCCCAACAUCAUUACGCUCACCUUGGCCGCCGUCGAGCUAUCAGGCACAGCUGAUGGAGACAUAUUCUCUCAAUGGAAGUAUCUCAAGCAUCUUGAUCAAAACAUUAUCCCUCUUCUUUCGUUUUCAAACUUGUCUCAUUUGUCAAUCUACCUCAAUCAUCAGUCACUGACCGAUAUCCUACCAUCAUUACAAAACGCUGUCUAUCUCAAAAGCCUUUCUAUUGAAUGCCAAAGCCUAUCUCUGGCCGAACUUGAAUUGAUCCAUGAAGCUUGCCCCAUGCUUCAAGAGCUUACUUUGGUCAAUAUUCACAUGGAAAAUCGUCUUGACGCUCCUGUGACUACAUUUGCAUCAUGCAUGAAAGUUUUGCAAAUUCAGAACGCCAAAGGCCUAGAUAAAGGAAAUGAUUGGAUCUACUAUAUUGCAGCCAAAUACCCUUACGCUGAACAAAUAUCCCUUUGGAGUGAACAAAAUCAGAGCUUUAGUGAGCCUGUAUCCCCCAAAGAACUCGAAGAUCGAUAUAAGGCUAUAGCUGAGAUUGGUUACUCCUGUCGUGGAUUAAGGUCUGUGUGCUUCCUUAAUAUACCUAUCAAUCAUUUAUUCUUCAAGGCGCUUGAACGUGCUGGCACAGAGCUUGAAAAUAUUGGUUUGGGAGACAUGACGGAUCAUACGCUAGAGACCCUUAAAGAUCUGGCUAAUUCCAGUCAACAUGUAUCCCAUCUGACGCUUUGGGGAUGGCCUUCACUCUGCAUUCAAGGAAUAAUGGAAGAAACGAUAACCCUUGUCGGAAAAUGUAGUCGCAAGCUAAGAUCAUUCGAAUUCUCCAUGAAGCUCUCUGGCAUUCGUAACUCACACUUUCCAUACAAGAUCUUGUUGGACGCCUGCAGUCAGUUGACCCAUCUGAAGCUGGAUCAUAUCCAAACUAUAUCCAGUCAAAGCAAUAGACACCACUUGCAUCUGACACAGCUUACUCUCCAAGACUGCUCCUUCCGCAAUCAACUCUUUGAAGACCUGGCCAGUCACUGUCCAAGGCUCUGUCACCUUGACCUGGACUCCUGCACACUGAUUGAUGACCCUAACAAAGAGAUUAGGAUACACAUGCCACAACAUUCACUCCAAACACUAAGGAUAAACAAAAUACGUCCUCCUUCCAAUUACUAUCACAUGAGACUGGUCAGGGAAGUCAAAUAUUUCUAUAUUACAGAUGCAUCCAAGAAGCGACAUGUAUAUGAGUUGACGGAUUAUGAUCAGCAACGACCGACCAAUUGCGUCCGCAUUGAAUCUGAGCAUGUGACAGGUCCAUAUGCUUCAAUUCAGUGUGCUACGUUAAACGAACUCACUAUAGCUGGCUUUUUGGUGAACUAA
Molecule: messenger RNA, 1635 nt
Organism: Rhizopus microsporus ATCC 52813
Lineage: Eukaryota; Fungi; Mucoromycota; Mucoromycetes; Mucorales; Rhizopodaceae
Exons: 1
Coding region: 1-1635 (544 amino acids)
Source: RefSeq, a predicted model, not a curated record